Molecule: messenger RNA, 2190 nt
Organism: Emys orbicularis (European pond turtle)
Lineage: Eukaryota; Metazoa; Chordata; Testudines; Emydidae
Gene: PLOD1
Product: procollagen-lysine,2-oxoglutarate 5-dioxygenase 1
Exons: 19
Coding region: 1-2190 (729 amino acids)
Biological process (GO): peptidyl-lysine hydroxylation
Cellular component (GO): endoplasmic reticulum
Molecular function (GO): procollagen-lysine 5-dioxygenase activity; iron ion binding; L-ascorbic acid binding
Source: RefSeq, a predicted model, not a curated record
AUGCUGCCCCAACUGCUCCUGCUGCCCGGGCUGGUCCUCACGCUGCUGAUCGCGGAGGGGAGCUGCGGGUCCAAGCAGGAGGAAAACCUGCUGGUUCUUACUGUGGCCACCCAGGAGACUGAGGGAUUCAAACGGUUCAAAAGAUCAGCCCAGUUCUUCAACUAUAAAGUCCAGGUGCUGGGGCUGGAUGAGGAGUGGCGUGGUGAGGACAAGGCGGAAGCAGGAGGUGGGCAGAAGGUCCGUCUCUUGAAGUCAGCUUUGAAGGAGUAUGCGGAUAAGGAGGACUUGAUCAUCCUCGUCACAGAAAGCUAUGAUGUGCUUUUUGCAUCGGGCCCUGCAGAACUGCUGAAGAAGUUCAAACAGGCCAAGAGCAAGGUGGUUUUCUCAGCAGAGACCUUUAUCUACCCUGACCGGAGGCUGGAAGCCAAGUACCCUCCGGUGCAAGAUGGCAAGCGUUUCCUGGGUUCUGGAGGUUUCAUAGGUUACGCUCCUAACCUAAACAAGCUUGUGGAGGAUUGGAAAGGACUUGACAAUGAUAGCGACCAGCUCUUUUACACCAAUAUCUUCUUGGAUCCAGAAAAAAGGGAAAAUAUCAACAUCACUUUGGAUCAGAGAUGCCGGAUUUUCCAGAACCUGAAUGGAGCAUUAGAUGAGGUGGUUCUGAAGUUUGAAAAUGCACGCGUGAGAGCAAGAAACGUAGAGUACGACACCCUCCCAGUCCUGAUCCACGGCAAUGGACCCACCAAGCUGCAGCUGAACUACCUGGGAAACUAUAUUCCUCGGGCCUGGACAUUCGAGACAGGCUGCACUGUGUGUGAUGAAGGCCUGAGAAGUCUCACAGGGUUCAAGGAUGAUGUGUUGCCGUUGGUUCUGAUUGGAAUUUUCAUCGAGCAGCCCACUCCAUUUCUCUCCCAGUUCUUCCUGAGGCUUCAGAACCUCCAGUACCCAAAGAAACGCACUCAGCUCUUCAUCCACAACCAUGAGCAACAUCACCUGUCUCGGGUGGACACGUUUGUGAAGGAGCAUGGCAAAGAAUAUCACGCGGUCAAAGUGAUUGGGCCGGAAGAUCACGUGGAGAAUGCUGAUGCUCGGAACAUGGGCGUGGAUUUGUGCAGACAGAAUCCUGACUGUGAAUAUUACUUCAGCCUGGAUGCCGAAGUGGUUCUGAAGAACUCAAAGGUUCUACGGAUCCUGAUUGAACAGAACAAGCCGGUAAUUGCCCCAUUGGUGAGCCGUCUCGGAAAGCUGUGGUCGAAUUUCUGGGGUGCGCUGAGUCCUGAUGGGUACUAUGCCCGUUCGGAGGAUUACGUGGAUAUUGUUCAAGGGCGGAGGGUUGGGAUUUGGAAUGUUCCCUACAUUUCCAGCAUCUAUGUCAUAAAAGGCAGCACCCUGAGAUCCCAGCUCAACCAGGGAGACCUCUUCCACAGCGGCAAACUAGAUGCAGACAUGGCUUUCUGCCAUAAUGUCCGGGAUCAGAGGGUCUUCAUGUUCGUGACAAACCGGCACCAAUUUGGACACAUACUCUCUCUGGAGAAUUAUCAGACAACUCACCUCCACAACGACCUCUGGGAGAUCUUCAGCAAUCCUGAGGACUGGAAAGAAAAGUACAUCCAUGAAAACUACACACUAGCUCUGAAAGGGAGAUUGGUGGAGACGCCCUGCCCCGAUGUUUACUGGUUCCCUAUAUUCACUGACGUUGCCUGUGACGAAUUGGUGGAGGAAAUGGAGCACUUUGGCCAGUGGUCCAAGGGAGAUAACACGGACAGCAGGCUACUAGGGGGUUAUGAAAAUGUCCCAACUAUUGACAUCCACAUGAACCAAAUUGGCUAUGAGAGAGAAUGGUACAGGUUCCUUCUGCACUAUAUUGCUCCAAUCACAGAGAAAUUUUACCCAGGAUACUAUACAAAGACACAGUUUGAGCUGGCCUUUGUCGUUCGUUACAAACCUGAUGAGCAACCCUCCUUAAUGCCUCACCAUGAUGCGUCCACCUUCACCAUCAACAUUGCCCUUAACCGGGUAGGGAUAGAUUACGAGGGAGGAGGCUGCCGGUUUCUGCGUUACAACUGCUCCGUUCGAGCUCCUCGGAAGGGUUGGACCCUCCUGCACCCGGGUCGCCUGACCCAUUAUCACGAGGGCCUUCCAACCACAAAAGGGACCCGUUACAUCGCAGUGUCCUUUCUCGACCCUUAG